UUGAAAAAGGGAAGGGAGGAGCAGACAGAGAUAAUGAGAAAGGAAAAAGCAGAGAACAGAAAGCGUUGGCCAUAAGAAUAGGCAAGAGAAUGAGAAACGUGUGCGCUGUGCUGGGGGGAGGUGUGCGGUGUGUGUACGGUUGGCCGUGUGUGAGUGGAUUUAUGUGUGUGUCGCCACUCGCUCUGUCUGUGCGCCGCACAGACUGGGAGAAAUAGAAAAAAAGGAAUACAACCCCAACAAGGCCAGAUUGCUCGUGGACCGCUGCUGUGCCAGCAAGAAAUUCUCAUGCUACUCUCUGUCUCCUCUUCUGCUCCCUGCUCUUCGAUCGGCAGCCCCGUCUGUACGUCUAGGACGAUACUGUUCACAAAGUUACUUCAGUGGAUGGCCCCAGAAGUGGAGGCCAGAUGGAAAUUGGGUCACAUGACCGCCUCCAGGAAGGCGCGCUGAGCCUGGAACUGGCCAAUGGGGUGAAUCAGUACCCUAAUGAUGGUGAGGCAUCUAUGGAAACAGAGCAGCAGAGUGCGGAAAGUGUGCCACCAAGGCAGUGCUGGGGGCCUGGACAUGGCAAUGUUAGUGACACCCAAAAACAGCAAACAUGUGGUGCAACCCCCACUGAAUCUGUCCACCAUGCAGACAUGGAGGAUGCCCAAAAUCUGGUUGCUUUUUCUGCUAUAGCUGGCUCCCUGCCUCAUUCUUCCUCCUCUUCCUGCCACCUCGUGCAGGCUACUAUUGCCCAAUUGUAUGAGAAGUUCAUCCAGGAGACAGAUGCUGGGGAGGCUCAAGCUAGAGUAUCUACAGGGGCUCCUGAGGGUAGCUGCCAACCUUCAGAAGACCUGGAGACCUUACAAAAAGCACUGAGCCAAGCAAAACGUGGACACAAGCCUCCCAAUUGCAACUGUGAUGGGCCUGACUGUCCAGACUACCUUGAGUGGCUGGAAAAGAAGAUUAAGUUAGCAACCACUGAGGAUCAAGGCUCCUGCAAAAUGGUUGAUGCUCCCUUACAUUUACAACCUCACCUUCAGCAACCCCAUUUAGCGCAUCACCCUCAGCCCUACCAACAGGUGAACGGUGGCCACCAUAUGUCUACUUCAUGCACUCAGCAUCAACAGGUAACCCAAGGCCCUCACCCAGACCAAGUGCCCUGCUCCAAACCACCAAUUCCUUGCUCUCCCCAGGUGCUCUCCAUAGCCAAGGAGAAGAACAUCAGUCUUCAGACAGCCAUUGCUAUAGAUGCUCUGACCCAGUUGUCUGGUACCAGUCCACAAACUGCCGCUUCUUCAGGUCAAGCUCCCUACAAAAGUAACCUCCAUCACCAUCAACACAACCAAAACAUCACAUCUCAGCCUCUCAAUGGCAUUGGCAUGAUCCCAUCCUCUUCUGCCAUCUACUCAUCUUCUUCACGCUCUCAGUCUGUCCCUCCAGGACUACACACCAGCCAGCAGGGCCUAGAGUCAUGUGAGCAUCACAGGCCCCAAUCCCAGGGCCAUCCACCCCAUGUUACCCCUCUCCAGUCCUCUACCUCUCCCUUCCCAGAUCAGGGAAAACCACCAGGCUUCAACCCUAAUCCCCAGCAGUGGCAGGAAGGCUCAGGCAGAGGCCCAGAACACAGAACUCCAUGGAUGUGUGUGAAGUCUGAGCCUCAGUCUCAUCUUGUCACUGCACCUCAUAGUAGCUCAGACCCCAUGUCAGAGCUCAAACAGCUGCUUGGUGACACCAGUAGCAAGUUCAGAAAUGGUCCUUUUAAGCUUCCAGCUUUGCAACAAAUUAGCUUAAACCAGAAUGGGCUUAUCCAGGUCCAGGAUAACCCAGCAUUGGCCAUGAUUAAACAAGAGUCAGACUCUGGUGACCACUGUCAUCACCCUGCCUCCAUGGGACAUUAUGGUAUGGCUAAUGGUCAACAACAGGAUCAGCACUACCCUGGCACUCCUGGCCAGGCAGCCAUCAGCCACUUCACUCAGACAGCUCUACAACAGCACCUUCACUACAAGAGGAACCUCUUCCCAACCCCCCCCACUGGCUUUGUAGGCACAGGCCCACACUUGAAAAAAUGGUGGCCACAGAUGGAUGCAGAGGGCCUGUCACAUCUGGCCAUCAAACAGGAACCCAAGAGGAAAAAAAUCAGCCAAGGAUCUCCUGGUUUCAAAGCUAUGACUGGGAUGUUUUUAGGUCCUCCCGUCCCCAAACCCAAGCAGAUAAUUAUCAAGAAGCCCAAGCAGAAAGCCUCCAUGCCAACCUUCCUGCCUCAGACUCAGAUCACCAUAAAGAAACCACCAGUCCACAUGAUGGAAAGAGCCUCAGCCCUACAAACAGAUUCCCUUGACCUGCCCCUCCACAGUAACUUCACUCAGGCUGCUGCUGCAGGCCUCCCUGCCCCAGCCCAAUCUCAGGUAUCCAUUUUCAACUCCUCGAUGACUCCCUCUUCCACUGUUUCUGUUCCGUCAGAAAACACUCCAGCUCUCAUGGGCCCCCUACCGCAACCUGUGGCCCUGUCAGCUCAAAAUAAGUCAGAAGAGAUGGGCAGCCUGGCCUCCAGUAAUACCAGCACCAUGACACCUGUGACCUCCACAUCUUCACCCAGCACCUCAAAUUUACCAAGUGUCAUUAACUUGGACCCGAAGUACGAAGAACUGAUCCGCCAGUUUGAGGCUGAAUUUGGGGACUCAGUCCCAGACAUAUCUGCCAGUCAGCCCAUGGAGGAGACUGCUACAGCCCCAAAGCCAGGGAAUCAGUCCCUGAGCAGUCCUCAGGACCUCAGUCCCACAUCAUCAUCCACCUUCCAGUCACUUCCCUUAAUUUCCAAAAGUCAACCCACCCCUACACCUCAUCAAGAUGAUCAGAUGGAACUCAGCAAAGAUGAGUCAGGGACCCAAAUUGAGGCAGCCUUGAGCCAGGCAUCCACAGAAAGCCAUGUGGACAUGGAGCACAAGGGGUCCGUUCAAGUUUCUCUGCAACAGGAAGAUACUGUGGAGAAGCAGCAGCCCAGAGUGGUGCAGGAUACAUUUAGCAUGCCAUGUUCUCCGCUGUCAAAACGCAUGAAGAUUGAAUCCUCGGGUGAUAUAACAGUAGUCUCCACCACCUUAUCUGGGGAGGACACACCAACUAAGGAUAGCCUGCCCUCUUCUCCAUCUCUCAAAGGCUUCUUGGACUCUCCUUUACGCUACCUGGACACCCCCACCAAGAGCUUGCUAAAUACUCCUUCCAAGGUUCUUCAGGCCGAGUUCCCCACCUGUACUUGCGUGGAACAAAUAAUUGAGAAAGAUGAAGGGCCCUACUACAAUCACCUGGGAUCUGGACCUUCUGUGGCCUCCAUACGAACUCUGAUGGAGACAAGGUUUGGAGAGAAGGGGAAAGCCAUCCGGAUUGAGAAGGUGGUUUACACAGGCAAAGAGGGAAAGAGUUCACAUGGAUGUCCUAUCGCUAAGUGGGUGAUCCGUAGGGGCAGCGAGGAAGAGAAGCUGAUGUGUCUGGUGCGGCAACGUGCAGGCCAUUACUGUGCCAACGCUGUCAUCAUCGUCGUCAUUAUAGCCUGGGAAGGUGUCCCGAGGGCCCUGGCUGACAAACUGUACAGAGAGGUCACCGACACCCUCACCAAACAUGGCAACCCCACCAGCCGACGCUGUGGCCUCAAUGAGGAUCGUACCUGCGCCUGUCAAGGCAAGGAUCCUGAUACUUGUGGUGCUUCCUUCUCUUUUGGCUGCUCAUGGAGUAUGUACUUUAACGGCUGCAAGUAUGCCCGAAGCAAAAUGCCGCGAAAGUUCAGGCUACAGGGAGACCACCCUGAAGAGGAGGAAAAACUCAGGGAUAACUUCCAGAAUCUGGCAACUGAGGUGGCUCCUGUGUACAAGCGACUGGCACCUCAGGCCUACAGUAACCAGUGCCAGUCAGAGUCCAGAGCUCCUGACUGCAGGCUGGGCUUGAAGGAAGGCCGUCCAUUCUCUGGAAUCACUGCUUGCAUGGACUUCUGUGCUCACGCUCAUAAGGAUCAACACAACCUGUACAACGGAUGCACAGUGGUGUGUACUUUAACAAAGGAGGACAACCGAACGGUGGGGGAAAUCCCCGAGGAUGAGCAGCUCCACGUGUUGCCUCUUUACACAAUAUCCCCGACAGAUGAGUUCGGCAGCGAGGAGGCCCAGCGCCGUAAGAUGGAGACAGGAGCUAUCCAGGUGCUUAAUGCUUUCCGUCGUGAGGUGCGCAAGUUGCCCGAACCUGCCAAGUCUUGCCGACAGCGCCGACUGGAAGCAAAGAAGGCCGCUUCGGAGAAAAAGAAAAAUAAACUCAUGCAGCAGGCAGGGGAGACGCCAGAGAAGAUGGGCAUCAAAGAUGAGGACUGCAUCAGAAGUUCCCCUCAUCCCCAAGGCAAUAAAGCAGUUAUAAAACAAGAGGUGAAGCCCAACAUCAGAAAGGAUCCCUCAAACGGAUCAAUAGAUGGAUAUUCUGUGCAAGCAGCAGACCCAUUAAAUAUCAUGUAUACAAACCCUGCCUACUAUGCAAGGGGAGGCCCCCCCCCAACUGGCCAGCCCUCUGCACCUGAUACAGUAAAUGGUUACCACACCAGUAUGCCGGCAAUGCAGUAUGGCUACUACAACUACCCACCCAAUGCACUUUUCCCCCCUAAGCUGAGGACCUAUGAGGGUCGAAAUGGCUCUUUGCCCAAAGCUGGCUGUAAAGCUGUCCAGGUAGAUCAGAAGCCUGACAUUCAAAACUUUCAGGCCAGGAUGGCCCUAUCCUGCUCCAGCCAACCAGAGCAAACCAACCAACCAAACCACAUGGCUUACACCCAGUCUCCAGUUUAUAGCCAAUCCCGUCCUUCCUCUGUCUCCUCUGAGCCCUCCAACAGAGGCACUCCUCUCAUCAAACAGGAGCCUAUGGAUGUGCCAGUCUACGAAGGCACGUUGCCGAACCAGGUUGAAGCCAACGCAUCGAGAACCACCCCCCAGCCUGUGGCCUGGCCUGGGCACAAGCUUAAUGGAAGUUUUAUUCCCACCACUUGGGAUGCCCAUCCAAACCAUAAACAAAGUUCCGAGGCCUCAUCGUUGAACCCAGACAAACAGCAGCAGUUUCACCAGCAUCCCCAGCAGCGGCAGGCCUCUCCUUAUCCCCAGCAGUGGACAUCCUACCCUGGCUCAAACGCCAUGAGGGCUUCCCCUGCCCCAUCACCAUCGCUCCAGGUACCUCCCUCUCCAUCUCCAUCCCCUCAACUAGGCACAGUGCUCCAAGCUAACACACAUCAAGCCUCCUCUCGCCCUGGUACUCCUCGUCCAAGCACCCCUCACCCUGUUACCCCACAGCCUGGUGCCUCUCACUCAGGCCGACUUACACCACAGCCAAGCACCCCACGUCCAGGCACCCCUAGGCACUGGCCAAGCCCCGUUCCUAGUCCACAGCCACAUGCGUGGGCCAUGGGGCCUGCAGCUUUUAGCCCUGGUUUGAAGCACAGCAAUCCUGCAGGAGCCUAUCCUGACAAGAUCUGGUGCAAGACUGGAGAAAGUCGGUGUUCCACUCCUGUUGGGCCCCAAGAAAAAGCCUGGAAAUCUUUUGGUGGUUCAGUGGCGGGUAACACCCCUUCUCCUGCUCCUGAGGGUCGCCUCUUCCCUGAUGCCCUGCAGCAGUCAGAUCAGUCCUGCUACACCCCCAGCCGAGCAGAGAGCGAUGCUGAGAGCACCAAGAAUUGUGAGGAGGAUGAGGAUGAGGUUUGGUCUGACAGCGAGCACAACUUCCUGGACCCUUACAUUGGCGGCGUAGCAGUGGCACCGGCCCAUGGCUCCAUCCUCAUUGAAUGUGCCCGUCGGGAAUUACAUGCUACCACUCCACUCAAAAGGCCUGACCGCUCCCACCCCUCCCGCAUCUCCCUGGUCUUCUACCAGCACAAGAACCUCAACCAGCCCAUGCACGGCCUGGCUCUGUGGGAGGCCAAAAUGAAGCUGCUGGCAGAGCGAGCGCUGCAGAGGCAGCAGGAAGCAGCUCUCCUUGGCCUCUCCCAGGAAGAUAUCAAGACACUUGGGAAGAAACGCAAAUGGGGUGCUAUGGUGGCAGGCGCUAGUCCAGGACCUGGACAAUCUAAAGACAAGAAGGAGGGGCCAGUGACGCGGUUAGCCCCCACUUUCUACACCACCUCUGUGGUUACUGUGUCUCCCUAUGCCUUCACCCGCCUCACUGGGCCCUACAGCCACUUUGUGUGAGGACAGACAGACACAGAUAGACUGACAGCUACAGAGUGGUGCAGUGGAGGGCUGGAGAGAGCACUGAGCAGAAUCAAUGUCUCUCAGCUGUCCCGCAGUCUGGCAUCUCUCCAUCCUGCCCCCUCUACAGUCCUCUUGGAGGAGGGGACAUUUUUAUUGUUUUUUACCUCAUGUCAGGCAGUGGUUUGGGCUUCAGACACACUGCCUGUGGUGCUCUUCCUCUCGCUUCCCUGGAGAGGAACUCCAUUGCUUUUUCUUGUUUAUAGAAUUAUAAUGAUUCUAAUUAUUGCUAUUAUUAUCAAUAUUAUUAUGAUUGUUACUGUCAAUGUUGUUAUUACAGGUAUUAUUAUAAUGAAGACUUGUUUGUUUUUUAUUAUUGCUCUUUUCUUUAAUGUUAUUAUUAAUGAGGUGAUUGUUUUUGGUUUUGUAUUUUUGUUAAAUCAAUCAGUCUGAGUGUGACAGACUCGGACAGUUGCUUUUUUUCCAUGUUUGGAAAAUGUGCACCCUUUUUUUUUCCAUUUGACUUUCUUUGUUCUUAUUAAUCUUAAAGCUGUAUUUAGAUGAGGAGGAGCCAUUAUCUCCCUGAUACGGCAGAAAAAUCAACAAUACAGUGAUCACAAUCUUUGGUUUUACUUUGUAAAGCUAUUUUUGGGGCCUCAUAAAGAAUAUUCCCAAUUUUACCACCAUUAUGAGGAUUGUGAUCAAAAGUUUUUAUUGUUAAUGAGUAAGUCAGCCAGCAUCACCACUGUCAAAUACACCACUGACAGUCUACUUUUUCACUCUAAUAAACAACUAUUUGCAUAAAUGUUUAAAACAAUGAAAGAAAGAGGGAAAGGCAGGAAUUAACCGAAGCUCUUUGGCUCCGGGUACCCAGCAAAAGGCCGCUAGUUGGGUGUUGUGUCUGUAACCAAUUAUUGUGAUGCAAAAAGGGAGAAAAUAGUGCCCAGUUUCAAAAGAACUGUUAAACCCCGCUGCGAGAAAACCUUGCAGCUUGUCUUGUCGUCAGAUGAUGUGCUCCUCCUACUCACCCUUCUAGCUUUUGACUGGUGCUCAGCUUCCUGCUCUGAUCGAUUUCCGCUACUCUUCAUGGCAGUUGAUGCUGUAUUUAGGUGCUCUAACUUAAAUUUGGCUCGAAUAGUAUUUGCAACUAAAUAAUUUCGUUUCAGCCCAGGUGGCGUACCAGAACAUUGGGAUUUACUGCUUUGGCACAGAGGUGCAGAACAUGUGUGGUGCUAUGGAAAGCCCUAAUGAAUUAUCUCACAAAUGCUUUCUUUUGCUUGCCAUGUUUUCCUGUGCGGAGAACUGUGGUUCUCAUAUCUGGUACUCCACAGAGGCCAAAAUACUGUUUGUGAAAGCCGUUUAACCCAGAUCUGUUAUCCACACAGAGAUGGAGCAGAUGGCACUCUGUAUCUUCCUAUAACAUUCAAGUAGGAGUGAGCACUUCCCAGUGUAAACGCUAGAGGGCAGCGUCGACUGCCGUUUCAAGUGGUGUGUAAAAACAAGCCUAUAAGCACUUGGGAUUCAUUUAGAUGGCAGCCUUGCCUUGUUGCUUUAACCACUCAUGGCCAGUAGAGGGGGGGCCUUGCACCCUGUUUUCUGAGCAUGGAUGGGACUUAAUGAAGCAGCUCCAGGCAAAGCUGACAUUACAAAUGUGCCACAAAUGUGAACAAAGUCUGGAGAUGCCUAUGGGAAACCCAUCCAGGGUUAGAGAAGAAGGAAACAGUGUUGGGACAGCAGUGCUUUUGGUGCUCAUACACACACUCUGGUGCUCUCCUAUUACACUUGAUUUACUGUGAAGGGCCCACUCCUUUCUCUGCAUGGUGCUGUCAUCUUUGAGCAGAGCGAGGCGUGUCCUUCCGCAGGCACCUUGUCACCACAGAGCCAGCCAAUCAAAAUGGCCACCAUGUGGUUCCGCUCCACACUGGGCUCAAAAACUGGUUUCCUUUUGAGGAGUUUUUGCAGUUUGUUGUGGCAUGUAGUGGUUUUUGUCUCAAACAAAGUACACUGUACAGGGCAGAGAAAGCACAGUCAUUCACUGCAUGUCUUGGUAACCCAUUAGCAGUGCUUUUCACAGAGAAGAUAGUACUGAGAGAUAAAGGGAAACUGUAGAACAUUUCUGUAGCUUCCAGGGGUUGGCGCUGAAUGCAGACGCAUCAAAUAAUGGAUCUCUCACUUUGUGCGCGAGUGCGUCUGAAAGUGAAAGAGAAGAGCCAAAGAGAGAGACUAUUUGAUAGCCUGGCGAGAGUCCCGUAAAUCACUCAUUUUUAUUUUCUUCGUGCUCACAUGGUUCCCCUGCAACAUGUGUCAGAAAUGAAAAUGAGAGACUACUGAUGCAAGCCGACUCCCAGCUGCUGGGUGGUUGUUUGGGUCAAGGCCCUGGUCAUCUGUGUAAGACCCUGUUACCUCUCCCGAUUUUCUCCAGCUCUCUACCUCAUGCUGUAGAGACACUGGUCACAAUCACGACUUGCUACUGAGGGCAGAGAAUCAUGCAUGUCCCUUUGUGUGCUUCAGAUCUCCACACUCAUUUUAACCUGCUUUUAUUUUUUUUUUUUACUCUUAUUUAUUACUACAUGGUGAUAAUGAUAAUGAUUGUCUUUGAUGUUAUUGUUUUUUUUCAUCAUUUUUUAUAUAGCUAAUACAAAUUGUACAUAAAGAAGAAAAGAUUUAUAAAAGCACUUUUAAUCUUGAUUUUAAUGACAAACAGAAAGAGCCGAUUAUUGACAACUUGAAGCUUUUGUUUUUUUCUUUUUUUUUUAAUUUUCUCAAGAGAGAGAUAAAAAAAAAAAUGUAAAUAUCAAACUAUUUAGGUAAGAUUAUUUAACUUGUGAGGAAAGUAACAAAACCAUGAAUGACAUGGGGGUAUUUUGGAAGCCCUAAACAUCAGUAAACAACACUUGGCCCCAAUGUAUGUAAAUCUGUGCUUAGUAACUCUGCUGUUUUGCUUUCCUAAGUACUGUACCCCCUGUCGGCAUGUGACUGACAGAGCCCUGGAAAUUUCUGAAAAUGAAUUAGUCGGCCCAAUUAUGUAACUUAGCUGACUCCCUGACAGCAGUAAAGAGAAAAUAGAAGCUUUCCUGUGUUGCAGUUGUGCAAAUGUAUGAAUUUAGUUUUAGUUUAACAGCUUUGUGGUAUUUUUUUAAGUACUCUUAAACUCAUGAAAGGUUCAUGACAGCAUCAUAUUUCUAUUUAAAAAAAAGAGCAAAAUUCUAAUUAUGUGAUUCCCAACAGCAGGGAACUUUGUCAUUAAGCUAAGGACAAACCUAAAUCAGCCGCCCUGAGCGCGAUAAGCGGUAAACAGCUCGACUUAAUCAGCUGAUUAGUUUAGCUUAGCAGUGACUGAAAUCACGAGGAAACGGCAAACCUAAAAAAAAAUCUUAACUACCAGCACCUUUGAAGCUCUUUAACACACGUUGUGUAAGGUUUGUUUAAGCUGCUGAAAUUGUGGUUUUACAGGGAGUUAUGUGCCAGGCUGCUUCCUUGGGUAACAAGGCCACCAGCAGAUAUUAAAAGAAGUCACUGCUCCCAACCUGGAAACUGUCUGGUACACAGUCCCCUGAAAAGAGAGAGAGAGAGAAAAAACAGCCAUAUUUAGCUCUAAAGCAGCCGACAGGCAGACUUUGUCACCUUUUGCCGUUUCCUCUGUGCUCGGUCUUUCUGCUAAUCUCAGCUGUCUGAUGGCUGCGGCUUCAACAGCACUUACUGGGUUUGUCUUCUGAUUGUCAACAGGACAGCGAAUGGGAAAUUGUGAAAUGAUGAGCUAUUCUUUUAAUAUCAGACGCCCUUCCAAAUUUUACCGCCAUUCAUGUGUAGAACUUGGGGAGAGGGAGGGGGCGGGGGCGUCGGGGAGCAUACUGAUUGCUGCAGAGCCAGUCUGAGGUGAAACACUGGGCGAUGUUUUAACGAGUUAUUUCCCAGCAGUCUUUGUCAGUUGUGUUGCUGCCUCGCUGCUUGCUUAGAUGUUUCUGUCAUUAAUAUCUGCUCGAGCUUUUGUAAUAGCCAAGUGUGCACGUGGCAGAAAAAUCACAGCCCCCCCCCCGCCCCGUGGAAGACAACAGAUGUUUCAAUUGUCUUUAAGAUUCGAUGAUGCACACAAUGUCUAACAGUAGUUUGGUAGUACAGCAACAGGGCCCAUUUUGUUUGUUGAGCCUAAGACUUGCCCAUACAUUACUCACACAAACACACACACACACACACACCGAAACAAAAGGGUGCUGAGGAUAUGGUGCACAUGCUAUUUUGUUGACUUUGUACAUUUCUAAAUGCUUCACUAGUUUGGUGGAUGGUUCUCAUGAGAGGCACCACCUCCCAAGCAAACAUGUACUGAGAUCCUGGGGUGUGGGGGUGGGGGUGGGCCGGUUCAGCUGGUGCUAUGAUGCUAUACCUUAAAAAUUCACUGUGUAAAAAAAAUAAAAAUAAAAAUAAAAAAAGCGAGGGAUAAAUGAUUACCACAAAUAUUUUUCUGAGCUCUUCGAAUGUCAAGAGAACUAUACUUUUGAUUAAAGCAGUUUCGCAGGAAGGGAAGCUGCCCUGGUGCUGACUUUAUGAAAAGUCUUUUGUUACAACGCUACAAAUUUACAUCUCUUUUUGAGGGCAGGUGGUGCACUCAAACUGUUGAUUACAUUCUCUAUUAAUCUUCAUUCCAUACUGUACUUGAAUUCAUUUAAAAUAGGACGAGAUAUAGAAUCAUAUUAUAUGAAGACUGUUAGCUGGGUUUUACAUUUGGUACCGUGCAAGUACCAGAGGCUAUUCAAAUUAUCUUUUGAGUAUGUUGUACAUGUUCAUGUUAACUGAAUGCUAAGAUAUUUGAACAAUACAAAAAAAAAAAAAAUUGCGUACUGCCUCCCUCUUCCUCUCCCAAGUGAUGCACUUCCUUUACUCACUCUCUUUCUCCUAAUCCUUGUAUAGUUUGUCACACGCAGAUAUGGAUAAACACACGUAGAUACACAUCUAAUUGUGUAACGGCCCACUUUUAAAACUUAUAAAAGUUUAAUGAACACUUGAAAUUUGGGAUAGAGACUUGACGCUGGCCCACAAAAUUAAAAAAAAAAAGAGAAAAAGAAUGAAAGAAAAUGAACCAACACAACUGGCAGCUACAUUCCUUUGAGUUUUAGGAUUGUUCUUGGUUCUUUAUUUUUCACGUCAAGGAUGCAGUAUGUAAAAAAAAAAA
Archocentrus centrarchus (flier cichlid) is the source of this 11349-nucleotide messenger RNA. RefSeq names its product tet methylcytosine dioxygenase 3 (gene tet3). The transcript is spliced from 10 exons. Gene Ontology annotation, biological process: positive regulation of transcription by RNA polymerase II; chromosomal 5-methylcytosine DNA demethylation, oxidation pathway. The record is from RefSeq and is a predicted model, not a curated record. Gene Ontology annotation, molecular function: DNA 5-methylcytosine dioxygenase activity. Gene Ontology annotation, cellular component: nucleus. The coding region runs from base 405 to 6182 and encodes 1925 amino acids. Lineage: Eukaryota; Metazoa; Chordata; Actinopteri; Cichliformes; Cichlidae.